CGCAGAUUACAAGAGGAGUUUCAAGGUUGCGCGCGCUCGCGAACGCGAAAGUGGAGGAGACAUAGAAAAUUGAUUAGACAUUGAAGUUCGUUGUUCGAGCUUUCCUUUGCUCUAAUCGUUAUGGCGAAGCGCGAGCUUUCCAAUACAUUAAGGAACUUGAAGUUCAUGCAAAGGGCGGGUCAGAGAGAGGAGCAACCUAAGAAAGAGGAAGAAGUAAAGACUGAUGAGAAUUUCUUUCCUUCGAGUACUAUAAUUAGAAAGUGUGUGGUUUUAGUUGAAGGAUAUCCUCAUCCAGGCGCUUUUAAAGGUCGAAUGUCAUUUCAAAGCUUUAAUCCUUCAAUUGAUAGACUCAAUGAAGAAGUAGCUAGCUUAGGCCAGCAUGAAAUUCCUGGCUCUUCAUCUGGAAAUCACAGUGGAAACCUUUCAUCAAGACAAAAAUUUUUGUUCCCCAGAGAUAAUGGAUCUUCACAAAAUGAAGUCUUGUGCUCAAACAUUGAUGAAAAAAAUUGUGAGGCUAAUGAGGACCUUAAAAGGAAACAAUCUGAAGUAGUUUCUGAUGGACGGCAUCCAACUAAGUUUCCAAGAAGUGGUCGGGACAACCAGCAAUCAUCAUUUAGUCAUGGUAAAGGACCUUCCAAAAAACCGAAGGGUGAAAAGCUGGACUGGAAUGUUCUUAGGCCCUCCAAGACUCCCAAUAAGAGUGGAUAACCGUGUGUAGGAGAGUCCUUAGAUGGGUGGAGAAUCCAGUUCCUAUGCUCUUUGUAUUGAUUUCUUGCCAUAUUUUGUAGUUAUAUAGGACUGUUCAGAGUUCCGUGAUCAAUUUAUUGGAUGCGUCAUUUAACGUCUCUUAUCUAAAACAAAUUAGAUGUUACACAUGUACCACCUCAUUCCAGUUCCUUAAUUCAUACAUUCCUGUACUCUGAUCAAGAAUGAAGCUCAAUGCUUGGAAUAUUGUCUGUUUUUGUAAGAAACUAGAUAUCUGGAAGAUUCUUUUGUAUUGCAAAUGGAAAAUAGAUUCUACAAA
Molecule: messenger RNA, 1024 nt
Organism: Cucurbita pepo subsp. pepo (vegetable marrow)
Lineage: Eukaryota; Viridiplantae; Streptophyta; Magnoliopsida; Cucurbitales; Cucurbitaceae
Biological process (GO): maturation of 5.8S rRNA
Source: RefSeq, a predicted model, not a curated record